GGUUGUGAGUUGUAAAAAUAGGCAGAUGAAUGCGCACGUAAUGAAAUGUAAACAAAUAUAAGCGAAUAUUAUAUAUUCUAAAAAACUUGAAGGAUAUAAGAAAACUUAUUCCAUUAAGACGCAAACUCUACUCUAAGUUAUUGGUUUUUCGUUAUUUUUUUCAUGCCUAUCUAAAAACUGUAGUCUGUGUUUUGGGUGUGUUUUAUCUCUCUAAACUUCCUUCUGAAGUUAAAAAUGAGUAACAUCUAUAUUCAAGAACCUCCGAGUAGUGGAAAGGUUUUGUUAAAAACCACUGUUGGGGAUAUUGAUAUUGAAUUAUGGUCAAAAGAAACUCCUAAAACCUGUCGUAAUUUCGUCCAGCUGUGUUUAGAAAAAUACUAUGAUGGCACUAUUUUUCACCGUCUAAUCAAAGGAUUUAUUGUUCAAGGUGGUGAUCCCAAUGGAGAUGGCACAGGAGGAGAAUCUAUUUAUGGUGAACCAUUCAAAGUUACUGGACAUACAUUAUAUAACAUGUUGAAACUUGAAGAAAGCCUUGUUGAUCAAGAUGACAGGCCUUUGUACCCUCAUAAAAUAAUUUCAACGGAAGUUUUGUCAAAUCCAUUUCCUGAUAUUAUUCCUAGAGUCAUUGUUAAAGAAAAAGAAGAGAGAAAACUGGAAAAACCAAAGGAAAAAAUUAAAAAAAAUUAUAAACUCUUGUCUUUUGGUGAGGAGGCAGAAGAAGAUGAAGCUGAAAUUGAAACUGUUAAUCAGGUUUACAAAGGACAAAGUAAAAGUAGUCAUGAUCUGAUCGAUGAUCCAGAACUAAGCUCAGUACCUGCUGUAAAUAUAAAUGAAGGCUUCACAUCAAAAAACGAUUCCAGUUCAGCUACUUUAGAAAAUAUUCGUAAAAAGCUAGACAAAACUAGUGCUAAUGCUGAAAAACCAGUUGAAAAUGAUAAAAAUGUCCACAAAUCUGAAAAAGAUGAGGCUCUUGAUAAAAGGAAGGAAAUUCGUAGACAAAUAAAGGAAUUGAAGAAAGAAUUAAGUCAAAAGAAGGAAAAAGAACCGGAUGUUGCUUCAGUUGAAGUUGUAGAAGAAGUACCUGAAAAGGAAGAAAAUAGUGUAUUAUCUCUAUACCACAAACAGUUAGAGAAAUAUCAAGACAAAAGUAAAUCUAUAUCUCGAAAAGGAACAUCUGAGCGAGAACAACAAACACUGAAAUUUCUGGAAAAAUUCAGGACCACUUUACAAAGUGCAAAAACGACUGUCACAAAAAAAGAUGAGAUAAAGUCUUCUGAUGAAGAAGAUGAUGAAACAUGGUUAGCUCACUGUUUAAGAGCAGAAGAUCAAAAAUUAGUAUUAGCAAAGGAUGCUAAUUUGCCUACCGCUGAUCGAUAUGAUUUAACUGAUCCAAGAAAUCCUUUAAAUCAAAGAAGAAGGAAUGAAAAAAAGAUGAAAAAGUAACAUUUUCAUUCACAUUGAACUGUACUGUUAAAACCAAUUGUUUUUAACUUUUUGCUCUUAACUGUAAAUAUUAAAAUAAAACAUCCUUUUUAAAAAA
Molecule: messenger RNA, 1540 nt
Organism: Parasteatoda tepidariorum (common house spider)
Lineage: Eukaryota; Metazoa; Arthropoda; Arachnida; Araneae; Theridiidae
Product: spliceosome-associated protein CWC27 homolog
Biological process (GO): protein peptidyl-prolyl isomerization; protein folding
Cellular component (GO): catalytic step 2 spliceosome
Molecular function (GO): peptidyl-prolyl cis-trans isomerase activity
Source: RefSeq, a predicted model, not a curated record